Messenger RNA from Trichomonas vaginalis G3, 1003 nucleotides. Its product is annotated as proteasome regulatory particle assembly. Lineage: Eukaryota; Parabasalia; Trichomonadida; Trichomonadidae. The transcript has a single exon. Gene Ontology annotation, molecular function: protein binding. The annotation marks the transcript as partial. The record is from RefSeq and is a predicted model, not a curated record.
AUGAAAAUUUCAAAUUUUACAGCAAAUGGCUUCAUUGCUCUUCUUGAGCAGUCACAUCCUACUAUCAAUGCAAAUAAAUUAUAUGCUUGUACUCGAAAUGCUAAUAUUUAUAUUCAAAACUUUGAAGAUGUUAUUUCAACACUGAAAUCAAUCAAAAAGUACAUGAAACUCAGAAUACUUAAUAGUAUUGUUGACUUUUUAGAUUCCAAAGGAAAAGAAAUAUACGAUUCUACAGAGAAAAUCCAAAAACUUCAAACAGAGCUAAACGAAAUUCCAAAACAAAAAAGUGACAACGAAAUACAAUCACUUCAAUCUCAACUCAAUCAAAUCAAUGAAGAAAGCAACAAAUUAAAAGAAAAACUCAAUGAAAUGGAAAGUAACACCAAUCAAGCCGAUGAAACAAUUUUAUCAAAAAUUAAAGAGCUAAAGGAAUCAGAUGAUUUCGAAAGUAUCUACAAUUUCCUUGAUGAGCUUUCAUCUCAAGGAAAUCGAAAAAUGAUUUCAAAAGCAUGUGAAGAAGGACUUUGGAAGAAGACAACUACUGUACAUUUUCGAGAUGAUGGUGAUGAGUUUGAUGAAAGGAAUGUACUUCAUGUAGCAAGUAAUAAAGGAAAUCUCAAACUUGUCAAAUCUCUCAUUGAAUGCGGCUGUGAUAAAGGUACAAAGAGUUCACGUGGCUUGACUCCACUCAAUUAUGCAUCGUUUAUUGGCCAUAUUGAAAUUGUUAAAUAUCUUAUCUCUGUUGGAGCUGAUAUAGAAGCAAAGGAUAUUGAAGGAGAUACUUCACUCAUUUAUGCAUCAAGAAAUGGUCAUCUUGAAGUUGUUCAAUAUUUAAUCGCUAUUGGUGCUAAUAAAGAAGCAAAGGAUAAUGAUGGAUGUACUCCACUCGAUUAUGCAUCAAGUAAUGGUCGUCUUGAAGUUGUUAAAUAUCUUAUCUCUGUUGGAGCUAACAAAGAAGCAAAGGAUAAAUAUGAAUAUACUCCACUCAUUUCUGCAUCAGAUA